Molecule: messenger RNA, 648 nt
Organism: Dracunculus medinensis (Guinea worm)
Lineage: Eukaryota; Metazoa; Nematoda; Chromadorea; Rhabditida; Dracunculidae
Source: the annotation of a GenBank genome assembly
AUGUUGAAAACUGAAACUGUGAAUGGAUCAUGGACGUUGUUUGAGUGUGUAGGGCAGUUAUUCGGACAUGGACCAGAGGAACUAGUUGAAGCAAUCAGAAAAGGUCUUCAAACGCAAUGGUUGAUGCUCAAAAAGCUGAGGAGAUCAGAAACAAUUUCCGAGCUCACGGAAAUUGCUCAGGCGCGCACGCUUCUUGGAAUCCACCUGGAAGCUUUGUGCAGAGUGAAAAAUGUUCAAGUGAUGUUUAUCGAUUUGAAGAAAAAGAACCUAGUCUUUGGAAACACAGGGCCUCUAUAUGAAAUCCUGAGGAACGGAGAAUCUUUCACUUAUAUAAGUGGUGCUAGACGCACGUGGGUUUCCUGUUUUGCCGAACUGCAAAAUUUGUCAGUAAUCGAAGAACCGUCAGAAAAUUUUGUAAAUAGUCCUAUAUAUUGCAUAGAUGAAAUUAUGCAAUAUGACCUAAACGAAGAAUGGUCUUCGAAUUCAAUGUCUUUACUUAUGCCACCAUUGAAUGCGGUGGCUGAAGAAGAGAUAGAGGAUAUCUCCAAGCCAAAUAUGAAUCCUGGGAUUUCUCAUAUUGUACUCAGCGAGAAUUACACCACUGUCUAUGGUGCAAACCAGAAUGAAUCACCGAGUUAUGAGCUGUAA